GAUGAAAUGUCCACGUUACCGUGCAGGCCAUCAACCAAUCAAUUGAAACAUGUCCCAAACUUCAUCGUCUACUGCAAAACCUUCACAUUCGGGCCCUGUAUUUGACCAGCAGCCUCAGCCAUCCGAUUCGCAAAGUCGCAUACCAGUUACGCCUGCGCUGUUGAGGUCAAUUUUCGCUUCUUCCCGUAGUUCACUGGAAGAACGUUCUAUUUCGAGGCUGGCUUUUUUCAGAUUUGCUGGAUUUCUAUUGAGUUGCCUCGGAAUUAGCUUGGCUGCGGCUCGGGGGAGAGGAAUUAAAAGCGGUGCUGCGUUAUUGGGUGUUGUAUGAGCCAGUCAUCGUGCAAAUAAAUAACGUGCAAAUAAGAUAAAGAUUUCACCACCGGAAUACAACCUUACAUCAUAUCUACAAGGCCUCUUUGCGGAGAUACUACAGCUACUAUCUUACUGGAGAGGUUGAACACACUACCCCCAUCGAAGGCAACAAGAUCGGCGGACUCCGGUUCUAUCCCUUUCACGCCCAAUAGUUGUUCCAGGUUUAUUGUAGCAAGACCAUACACUUCUCGGGCAGUCGCUGAGGAGACGGAGUCAUGAUAUGCCCGAGCUAGUUGAAACCGAGUUUCAGUAGCCAGCUGAGGAUGGUUGACACCCACGCCAACUACCACUCCACUAUCUAACAGAAUACCUAGCGUCGUUUGGUUCGUCAGAGGUGAUCCUGGUAAACUAGUUGUAAAACGAAUAGUUUUAGCAACAAUGAAACAAUGAAUGAGUAUCAAUACCUACAUCCUUCUCUGGUCCCAGGUAGC
This is a messenger RNA of Lentinula edodes (shiitake mushroom), 803 nucleotides long. RefSeq lists its product as uncharacterized. The transcript is spliced from 2 exons. Gene Ontology annotation, biological process: outer mitochondrial membrane organization. The record is from RefSeq and is a predicted model, not a curated record. Bases 50 to 328 code for a protein of 92 amino acids. NCBI's taxonomy places the organism in Eukaryota, Fungi, Basidiomycota, Agaricomycetes, Agaricales, Omphalotaceae.